CCCGCUGCUGAUUCUGUGUGUGGGUGUGGGCGUGUGAGCGAGCAAGAGAGAGUGUGAAAGAGUUGAGGAGGGGGCUGAGUGCUGGUCCUUGGUCUGUCGCUGUGGCCUAGCACAUUUGAGGUGACUUCUGGCGAUGUUCAGAGAGUGAGAGAAGAAGAAGAAGAAGAAGAAGAAGAAGGAUGUGGAGAUUUCUUCUUCUGCUUGUCUGCACCUUGACAUUGACUCUGGGAUCCGUUGGUACGAGCACAGAUCCGUCAGAUGCUUCUGCCCUCAACAUUUGGUAUUCUACCAUUGGUUCUCCCCCUCAGCUGACCGGAUGGAGCGCAAGCGGAGGAGAUCCUUGUGGGCUGCCCUGGAGAGGCAUCACGUGUUCUGGGUCGUCAGUUACAGAAAUCCAGCUACCUAAUGCGGGGUUAAGCGGGCAGCUGGGGUACAAUCUCAAUAGCUUUAAGUCUCUGGUGAACUUGGACUUGAGUAAUAAUAACUUCAAUGGAGAUAUAAAUUACAAUCUUCCUUUAAGCUGUGAGCAGAUAAAUCUUUCUGGGAAUAAAUUCACUGGACGUGUCCCCUAUUCAAUUUCACAAAUGCCUUCUCUUAAGUAUUUAAAUCUUGCCCACAAUCAACUUCAAGUUCCACUGGAUGAUAUGUUUGGAAGCUUACCAAAUCUGGCAAAGUUGGAUUUAUCUUAUAACAAUCUGUCUGGCAAUCUCCCAUCUACUUUCAGUUCUCUUGCAAGCCUUAACACACUGUACUUGCAGGACAACCAGUUCACAGGCUCCAUUAAUGUCCUCGCCGAUCUUGCCCUCAAAGACUUAAAUGUUGCACAUAACCAUUUUACUGGUUGGAUACCUGCCAAGUUGAAAAAUAUCCAUAUCAUAAGCGAUGGUAAUUCUUGGAACACAGGUCCAGCACCACCACCACCACCAUAUACGCCACCACCACCCGGCAGAAGUAAUCAUAAUUCUGAUGGUAAUGACAAUCCAAAUGGUGGUGGGAAAAAAUCAGGUGUCAGUGGUGGAGGCAUAGCUGGCAUAAUAAUCACCCUUUUGUUUAUUGGAGGAGUUUUAGCAUUUUUCCUUUUAAGGAAGAGGAGGAGGUCUAGGAGGUCCUCUGAUGAAGAAAAGCUCAACCAAGAUCAACCCGUUAGCAUUCUUGGAUCAAAUGAAGUUAAAGAAAUGAAAUCUGUGCAAUCAUCUACUUCUGCUAUGCACGUGCCCUUACAGCCAGCACCAUGUGACAUUGUUAAGCCCUUAGCUCCUGAGCAUCACAACCCAUCCAACGAUGAUGAACCUUUCAAAAAGAAGCCUACUGUCAAGAGAGCUAAUAUUCCUCCAAUAAAUGCAUCAAUGUACUCCGUAGCAGACCUGCAAAUGGCAACUUGCAGUUUCAGUAUAGACAAUCUUGUUGGUGAAGGGUCAAUCGGUCGUGUUUAUAAGGCUCAAUUUCCUGAUGGGAAGGUUCUAGCUGUGAAGAAAAUAGAUUCAUCCUCACUGCCAAAUCAAGAUCCUGAAGACUUUGUGGAAGUUGUUUCAAAUAUCUCGCAGUUUCACCAUCCAAACAUCACUGAGCUUGUUGGAUAUUGUUCUGAACAUGGUCAAUGUUUGCUGGUCUAUGAAUUUCUGAAGAAUGGGUCACUUCAUGACUAUCUUCACCUGGCUGAUGAUUUUAGUAAACCGUUGACUUGGAAUACUCGUGUGAAGAUUGCUCUUGGCACUGCUAGAGCAUUAGAGUAUCUGCAUGAAGUUUGCUCGCCUUCUGUUGUACAUAAGAAUUUCAAGUCUGCCAACAUCCUGCUAGAUGCAGAAUUAAAUCCUCAUCUGUCAGAUUGUGGAUUGGCUAAUCUUGUUCCUAGCACAGAUCGGCAGGCCUCACAUCAAAAUUCUGGUUCUGGCUACAAUGCUCCUGAGGUUGCAAUGUCUGGUCAAUACACCCUUAAGAGUGACGUGUACAGCUUUGGGGUCGUCAUGUUGGAGCUUAUGACUGGUCGCAUGCCAUUUGACAGCUCAAGGCCAAGGCAGGAACAAUCCUUAGUUAGGUGGGCAACACCACAGCUCCAUGAUAUUGAUGCUCUGACAAAAAUGGUCGAUCCAGCCCUCAAGGAACUUUAUCCUGUCAAAUCACUCUCUCGGUUUGCUGAUGUCAUCGCCUUGUGUGUACAGCUGGAGCCUGAGUUCCGCCCACCGAUGUCUGAAGUAGUGCAAUCUCUUGUAACACUGGUGCAGCGAGCAAAUAUGAGCAAGAGAACAAUCGGCAGCGACUCUUUUACUUCACGUCCAGUUGAUGCCUAAAUUUGAUGUAUAAAAGCUUAUGGAUGUACAAAAUAGCCCCAAUUCUUCUCAAGUGCUGCUCGGUUCUGCUAAGUUGUCCUGGUGAAGGAACUGUAGAAUAUAGGCUGUGUAUAAUUGUGGUACGCUGGAACCUCCUCCAACAAAUUUGUUGUAUUAUUUGGAUAGCGUUAUUUGGCUUUGUUCUUAUAAAUGACAGACUACAAUCGAACUGUUU
This is a messenger RNA of Nymphaea colorata (pocket water lily), 2502 nucleotides long. Its product is annotated as protein STRUBBELIG-RECEPTOR FAMILY 7-like. Lineage: Eukaryota; Viridiplantae; Streptophyta; Magnoliopsida; Nymphaeales; Nymphaeaceae. Gene Ontology annotation, molecular function: protein binding; protein kinase activity; ATP binding. Gene Ontology annotation, biological process: protein phosphorylation. The record is from RefSeq and is a predicted model, not a curated record. Bases 180 to 2288 code for a protein of 702 amino acids. The transcript is spliced from 16 exons.